Messenger RNA from Peronospora matthiolae, 153 nucleotides. The record is from the annotation of a GenBank genome assembly. NCBI's taxonomy places the organism in Eukaryota, Oomycota, Peronosporomycetes, Peronosporales, Peronosporaceae.
AUGACUGAGUCAAAGCCUCCGUCCAACACCCUGGAAGAAUUCUACGACGAGGGUAUGGUGGACUAUGAGAGUGACACUGCUGCGUCGAGCAUCUACGACAAUCCUUCAGUUACGCCACCGCCACGUGACACCACGCGCGUCGCGCCUAGCUAA